GUCGGACCGAAUUCGGCAUCCGAGUUCUUGACCUCUUGAUGUCGAUCAAAUCAAUAAUUGAUCACCUGCAUGGAUGUUCUAUGCUACUAGAAGUUUUGAAAUAAGAAGCAGUUCUUGAACACCACAAUUGGAUUUGAAACUAUUUGCCACCCUAAAAGUAAAAUCAUUUUGAAAAAAAAAUAUGUUUCCGUGAAGUGCUUUGGUAUUUUGCCUCCUCUCUUCGUUUUUGAUUUUGAAUCGACCUACCACCACGACGACCCCGGGAUCAAAAAUGUGUAGUGUUGUGUCGCACUCGAACUUCUACCCGCUGGUGGCUGAGCAUCUAGACGAGCCGCAGGAGCACUUCGUGACCCACGACCUGUCCGGCGGUUGUUCCAUCGGAGCUGCGGGCCCUGAUUGCUGCGAGGUCACGAUGCAGUGAUUUUUGCUCACGCGAAACAAACGGAUGUGGAGGACGAGUAGCUCGGCAAGCCGCGCCUUUUUGAUGUGGAUGAGACCAUUCCCACACCAAGAACUCAGAGCCGCAUAAAGACCGAACUGACUACGAACACGCAUCAACAUACGACGACCUGCGGGAAUAUCCAACCGUUUUCUUGACCACACUUUCCUUCCCAAGGACGAAAAACCAGCCGCCGAAUUUCAUCUUUUUUCGCACGAAGAACGAAACAUUAAGCUACUAGCAACUCCGCGGGCAAACGGCGCGUACAACAUCAACAAAUAGCUUCCCUCGUGGUCUUCUUGACUUUUGUAGUUGUUGAGCCCCUACUUAGCCGACGUGCGCUCUUUGCAGGACCUUUUUACAAGGUUUUGCGAAGAGUGUCGCCGACAACAUUGAAGCUUUCUAGGAUAGAUGCAGACGUUGCUCGAGGGAGGUCGACGUGGGGACGAGCAAGUUGUGGAAGACGAGAUUCUUCCUAGCAAGAAAAAGGAUACAGUGCUUACGGGUACCAACAUCGUCACCACAUCAACUACUACAAUCGACGACGGAACAUCAAGACACCUGGUGGAAAUAUCAAGAGCAGACCAAACCGAAACCUCGGAAAGCAGCAGCACCAGCACAACUACUGCACCGGUUGUAUUACCAUUGCCGGUCGCGCAGCCGAAGCAAACCAGCUGCAUAAAAUCUGUCGGCCCAUCAAUCUCUACAACGAGCCCCUCCCCAAAAGCGGCGCAACAAAUCAUCCCGAUUCUCGGCACAAAUGACAGUCUUCUGGUCACCGACACGACGCAUCUUCGGAGAAAUAAGGUGCCUGCUGUAGGUGGAGUUCCGGGGGUCGUGAAGGUUCUUCCUCCUGUUGUUGGAACAGCUACAGAAGGAGUUACGGCGUGCACUUCGAUUCCGAGCGCGAGUACGACCAGUCCAGGUGGUGGUGCUAAUACCGCUGCUGCGGCGAAGAGUCCGUUGACCGGAGCUGGUGAGGCCGCCCCGGCGGCUGUAGCACUAGGAGGCUGCAGCUACACAGCAGCUGCGAGCGACAGUGCUAGUGUUAUUAAAAGCGCCUCCAAAACCGCUCAAGUUAUUUCGCCCGGCACAAACACCUCUGCGACACGAAAGAUCAUUCCGGUGCCGCCGAAAGCCUCUUGCGGCAUUGUCGUUGGGAACAAUUUAUCUCGUGCAAAAUUACUUGAUUGUGUCUAUUGCGCUCGUAUUGAUUGUAAGCAUUUGCAUGCUAACCACACGGACCCCACACAACUACUUCCUAACGUGAGUCAGCUGCAGUACUUCCUGAAAAAAUACAUGUGAGAGUUUCGAGUUCGAGUAGCAUCAAGUAAACGAUAAAAAUUUUGCAAUGCAUAAAACCCCUUUACCGCGAGCGUGACGGCGACGAGCGGCGGCGUACCGAAAAGCUUGCUAAAGACUGCGGCAGCUUCAAGCGGGGGUGAUCAUAUUAAAGGCGCAAGUAGCAAUUCUAACUGUUCCACUACGGCAACUACCUCGUACAAGAACACGACAGCUGGCCCAGGACCAAACAAUCCGCACAGCACUCCGUCUCUCGUUUCCGAGGCCCCGACGUCCAACACCGUGUCGCCGAAUUUAACCCCCCUGCCCGCCUCUCUUUCCGAUCUUAACAACUGCUGCGGGGGCUCGGGCGCGAGCGGCACGGAGGGUGACCUGGAAAUCAGCGAAUUCGAAUUACUCGGCCGCCAUAUCGCGAGGAAAAAUCCCCCCUCCCCUUACUGAAAAGGUAUCUUUUUGGAAAUUUGCGAUGCUGAUUUGUGGUCACAAAUCGUGUCUGUCUUGCAAGAAGGCAAUCCGAGAAGGCCCCCCGCAUUAUGCCAGAGCGGUUUGUGAUGCUGUUAGGCCUACAGCGUGGACUUUUGUCAUGCUGUGUGCCUAUGUCAAAACCUCUCCACUCAGGCUUGAUAUGGGCCUGCAGUCCUCUACCGCAAGACGCGGCUGAUUUGUGUACGCAAGUCCAGCAUCAGAAAGGUCGUUCUGAUAUGGGGAGGGGGUUCUUUUCCUCGUGAUACGCCAGGUAUCCUCAUCAUCCGAGGAUUUGAUACUGCCUGAACUCGAGGACGAGGAAUUGGACGGGAUCAGUCUGGGCACCGGACAGGAGCAGCACGAGGAGCCAGAACGAGGAGGACCUGGUGGUCAUCUUCAAGUAGAACAGUUUCAUCUCCCUAUCGGAGAUAACGCUGGGUGUACGAGUACAAUUACCCCGGAGGUUUCAUCUCAGGCAGUACAACCAAAUCUGAAAGUAAAGCCUUCUUCGCCUCCGCUCGUCGCGGCGCACCGGAUAUUGUAAGGAAAAAUCCCCCCUCCCCAUAGAUAUCGAAAAGAAACAGAAAGUUUGUGAUGCUGAUUGUCAACCACAAAUCGUAAUCGACUUGUAUUGCUAGAAGGCCAAGAGACGUAGCUGUUCCCUCUUUUGCAGACAAUUUGUGAUGCUGUUUCCCGUUUCCAGUUGCUUCCUGUCAUGUUGAAGACGCAACAAGGCUUUUCCAAUUCCACGCCAGCCAGUACUACGGUCCGCAUCUCUUUCCUUCUAGUAUGACCCUGCGAUUUGUAAUCACAAAUCAUGCUACACAGAUCCGCUUUUGAGUUUGGGGAGGGGGCGGGAUUUUUCCUCACAAUACCGGACGGUAAUUAUCCAGAAGGAAAAAGUCAUCCUCGACGGCACCCCGGCAGCGCGGUCGGACGGCACUACCCAGGGAGGACGCGCCGCGGGCUGGCAAUGUCUGCGGUGCCGGAACUUUAACUCCACCACGGUCGGUAGCUGUCUCAAGUGCGAGCUGGCGCGGGAGCGAUCGCAGUGGCAGUGCAAAAGCUGUAGCACCUGGGUGGCCAACGAAUAUGGCGAUGGGACCAUUGGAUGUUCAGUUUAUUAUAGGGCGGCUACUAGUGUUUGUGAUGAGAAUGAGAUACAGAUAUAUGUACGUGCCAUGUUGUACUUUCACCUCCGGAAUGAAAAUAAAACACGUCUUGUACGAGUUCUCGCGCACCUAGCUCUUGCAACAAUUACCAACCGUAGUAGCUCUGGACAUCAAUUUUCCGCGUGCAUAGCCCCGACCCCCGGUGCCCAUUGUGCUCUAUGUGGGACGGUUCGCGCGAACCAGAUGCAAAGCGGAUCUGCGUCGGCCCCGGAGCGCAUCGGGUAGGGUUUCUUGUUUUAUUUGGGAGCAAUUUCGUAUCGAAACUUUCCGUGAGAAGUGCGAUCGAUAUCGCUUUGAAAAUAAAUGCGAAGCAAUGUGUAGGAUGUUGUGCAUUUUUUUAAACAUUUUCAUCUUGAUGUUUAUUUUGCUUUUUUCUCAUUCCGCUUCCGCAGAACCCGCCUCCUUCGGCGUCGCACCUGGUACCACACCCCCCGCCCCACUCGAGCAGCGGGCCCGCAGCUCUCGGGCACCACCAGAGCAAUCCACACCUAACGAGCGCCAAUGCGACGCAGCUCGGCUCCGGGCUCGGUCAACCGCACGGGGUCAACCAAUGUUCUUCGGUCAACAGCACGCUGCUGGCCGGUGGCGGCAAAGGCGGCGGGAAGCUUCGCAAGCCGCCGCAAUCGUGGCACUGUAUGCAAGAAAAAAACUGUGUAAGUGUAACUCUGAUUCUGUAAUGCAGAACAUGCAAGAGAGUUACGCCUGUCAUGCCAGACAACCAUGAAGUCCUCUUUCUUUGUGUGUUUUCCCUUACAAACCACGCAUGACAGGUUUUCUCUGUCAUGUCCGCAAAUUUGUGAUGCUGUCAGCCAAAGAAGGUAUACACUAACACAGUUCUUUUCUUGGAUACACUGCGUGGAGUGCUACUACGACAACUGGGAGCAGCGGACGACCUGCAAUAAGUGCUUGAAACCGCGAAAGGAGUGCGAGGGCCCAGACCUGGGCGUGAAACGGAAGUUGCCGGACCCCAGCAAGGCGUUGCUGCAGAUUUCCGCCGAGUUCGCCGCCGGGCUGUCGCCCGGCCCGCAGGACGGCCUGCAAAGCGGGACCAGCUCGGGAGCGAACCGCACGCCGCCGCACCAAACGUCGACCAGUGCUGGGGCAGGUGGUGGUGAAAGCAGCGGCGGGCCGCAGGACCAUUCCACGGGUGGUGGAGGUGGGCAAAUGAACACCACCAGCACGACCAAAGGAGGACCAGGAACUACUUCUGCCCACCCAAAUAGUAAACCGCCGCUCGAGUUCCCGGAAAUUCCGGAGUUGGGGUAUGGCUUGCUCAGUUGGAACAAUGAUCUCCACUGGAACAAUAGUUUGUGAUGCAAAAUUAUAGAAGAUAAUGCGCAUCCGCAUGAACAUGGCCUGUCCAGUAAGUAGCUCUCUGGGUAGACGUGCUCAGCAUGAUAUUGAUAUUGGCGAUAAAUCUAUGACACUCCAGAGCCAGCAUUGAAAUCCGCACAUACAUUUUUACCUUAUUGCAAAACUGGACCUACUUGUACUUUGCCAUUCCGCGGCUUCCUUUACUACCUUGUUCCGGUUGAGAUCGUUCCCGUUCUUUACUAGGGCAUAUGGGGAUAAAGAGCGCGAGCAGGUGCAAGAAUGAAAUGAUCUUAUCUCGCGCUUUGCCGACUCCGCAGUUGCCGCCAGUCAACGAGCAACAUCUUCCGGGUGGUGUGCCGCACUCGAAAUCGCACCUUCAGGGAGCGAAAAUGGGAGCUGGUACUGCGAGUAGUUGUUUUCUCAUGAAGGUGAAUUGCUAUCGCUGAGGAUGGCUCGUCAAGCACAAGCAGAAGUAUUGAGUACAAUUAACGGAGGCGGGUAGUUUCCGCAUCCAUCAUGCAUGAUUAGAUAGGAAAGAAAAAAGAAAAACCCCGAUGAACAAACUGAUUAAAGAUAAAGACGCAAAAAUUAUUUCAGGCGGUUCUUUCCACGGUACCGACCACGGUAGUUCUUUGGAGCACGGAGGGCCACCGCACCCCGCACCGCCUUUUCAGGCGAGCUCCAAAGGGGCUGGUCACCACCACCACCAUCCGGCGCAUCACCACCAGAGGCCCGGCAUGAACGGAAUGGUAGACCAGCGCACGUAUGGCGCGUCCGGCAAGGGAGGGCCGCACAACCACCAUGUAGUUGGUCAACACCUUCAUCCGCAUCAUCCACAACAUAGCACGGGGAACAGCACAGGAGGGGGAGGUCCACCAGGUGUAGGAGUUCCGCCAAUCGGUGCAAAUCCAAAUGCAGCGGCAAUGAGGCAAGAUCAACACCAUCUUUCGGGCACUAGCACACAGCACCAGCACGUGGUCCCAGGCGCUGGUGGGCCUCCGCAGGGGGGAAGUAACAACCACGGUACGGUGAACAAGGGAGGUCCUGCAGGAAGUAUGCAUUGCACAAGCAUCGUACUAGUAUGAGUUGCAUUUUUACAAUCGGCUGAGCAUGACAACGAUAUAUGAAAUGUGGAACUACUUACUUAAUGCGUGACUGCAAUUAAGUGCUUUUAGUUUUACUACGAGUACGACUACGAUAUACUUUUGCAAUGCAUAGGAGGCGGCGCACCUGCGACGACACAAAGCUCCUCCGCGUCCUCUUCCUCCACACUGCAGGGCCUGGCCGGCUUGCUCGGGUCGAAGUUUCAGUUCGCUGACUUGGAGCGCGCGUACGCGAGUUCGCGGGAGCUGCGCGAGACCGCGGCUUCGCUAUCAAAUGCAAAAAUGUCUGGGUCUGGAAGGUUGGAACUUGUGAUGCUAACUGUGGACUCUAAAAAGAUCUGUAUUGCAUGACCAGCAAGGGAGGCCACGUUUCUGCUACGCGGGGAGGGCAUUUGUCAUGCGGAGUAGGCAUCAGGAUCAGGAAGCCCUCUAAAAAUCUGUGAUGCUAGGUCGUGCAAAAUAUGCAUGACAAGUCUCAGAAUCCUCCAGACCCCGACACUUUUGCAUUUGAUAAUCGCAGGGAAUCUACAACGUGGAGCAGCUGCACUCCACUCUGAUGACCAUCCUCGCACAGAAACGGGAAAAAGAGCAGCGGACCCCGCCGCUGCGGGCCAGUGCAAAUAAAACCUCCACCGCGACAGCACAAUCUUCGCAGUCGGCCGUGAAGGGUAAGCUUAUGAUGCAGUCCCUAAAAAGAGAUGAAAAGAAAAAAAUUAUCUCGGAAGAAGAUGUGUGGUAUUACGAUAGGCAAUUCUGAUUUGGGCCCUUCAUUGUCAUUCGCUUGAUUUGUUCGAUUUCGUUCACAUUUUUAUGAGUGGCUUUGUUGUAGUCUUCCCGCCCACGACACAACUAAGGUAACGGCCCACCGCCCAACUUUCCACCAACGGUGCAGACCUUGCGCAUGACGGACACGGGGCAGGUAAUACCGCUGCAGCAGUGGAAUAAAAAGAUGAUGGAAGACGUGGACUCGUUGAACACCCUUUUCAGCGACACGCCAGGUACAAAGUGCUGCAUGUUAAAGGGCUUGUUGCUUUUGAUCAGCAUCUUCAACAAUGUUGUUUAUAGAAAUGAAAAAUUAUCCAGGCUCAUCUAAAUAAAUCUUUUGCUCAUCUCAGUUCGUCUCCGUUUCUAUUGGAGGGUUGUACUAGCCAAAAAAGAUCCGCGCAUAGUAUAGUUUCUAUGAAUCUUUUCAGGUGGUGCGAGUGCGCCGGGGGCGGCGGCGGGCGCUGCAGCCACAGCAGCUACAUCGAAGACUGGCGAGGAAGUAGAAAAAGUGAUGUACGAGGCUAUUCUGGCCAAGCUGAAAGAGCAGAAGCAGGUAGAAGUUCUUUGUGUGAUUCUUGUAAAGGACAAAAAAUUCAAAUUCCGUUAUUCUGAAUUGAACAUCUGCGAAUAUGUCGUCCCACAACUGCAAGAACCGGAUUUGCUGCUUCUAAACUACUACUCAAAUCUUCGUCUUCCUAUCAGGAUGAAGACGAUUAUGACUUCGAUUCUUUUGACCCGGACCCGUUUAUCAAGUGCAAAAAUGUCUAGGUCUGGAAGAGUGCCAGGUUCUUUGUCAUGCAUGUUUUGCAUGGCGAUGUGAAAGUGCCUUUAAUGCAUGACCCAGCAUCACAGAUUUUGCGAGGGCUUUCUGAUGCGUAUUCCGCAUGAGAAGUGCCUGUCGUCCGUGUAGCAGAAACUGGACUCCUUGUUUUGCUGCUCAUGCAAUACAGAUUUUUUUGGAAUCCGAAGACAGCAUCACAAGUUUGUCUUCUUCCAGACCCAGACAUAUUUGCAAUCCAUACCGUUCCUCAAAUCGCCGAAUCGUCCGGUCAAGCUGGAGAACCACCCGCAGUUGCAGCAGUACGGCAUCUAUACAGUGCAAAAGUAUAAAUCGUAUCAACACUCGUACAAGUUGUACAACUAGUGCAUGACAAAUUCAAAUGCCCUUUCUGUGUCUCCGCCAAACAAUAAUUGAAUCAAUACCAACCACUCGCCCGUUUUUCUUUUUCAUCAUCUACAUCAUGCUGCGUGUAGUCACACAAUUUCUACGUAAGAACGUGGUACUUUUGCGAUGCAUAGCCUCACGGGCGGGGAGCUGAGCACCUUCUUGAAGUUCUGGAGUAUGAGCUCGAAUGCGGAAUCUGAGGUAUGCUUUGUAUUUGUACCGUUCAAAAAAUACACGUACUAGUUGCGACAACGUUAACGUUCCGGUUUCUGUAAUGAUGAGGAAGAUUUGAUUUUGAACUGCAUCUAUGUAUCCCGCACUACAAGGCCUCGAACUACUUACUUGCUAUGAAAAGUAUCUUUGGUGGUCUUGUAUGUUGGUACCCGUCAAAAGUAAAUGCGAACAAAAUGUUCGUUCUUCGUCCCUUCCAGAUCUGCCCCCGUUAUCACGAGCUGGAGUGCGGCGUGUGGAUUUGUGCUAGCUGCUACGGAAGUGCACAAGAACUCGCUCUUCCCUGACACUACACACAACAGCAAUAUUAAGAUUAACGCAGUUCUUUUUGCAACACAAAUACAAGCUGACACAUGAACUGCAGCAGAAGUACUACAGUAAUCGGGCUACUACACAUGCAGAAACUGGUAAAGGGCAACAAACUAUGAACAAUUUGGUAUUAAUUAUGCAUGAGCAUGACAAACGAAGGGGACGAAGCGAAGGCGUUGUGUCGAGGCAUAGCUGCGACAAAGCCAACACGCACCAGGACCGAAUUUGUACGCAAUGCGACGAGAUCCGCGAGUCUACACAGUGGUUCUGCCGACACAGCUGCACUUGGCAAAAUAACGACGUGCUGGAGUGCACUUCCUGCAUACGAGGGUGCACAACUCCCCCUCCCCUUCAUUUGUAAUGCAAAACACCAAACUCACACCUUACCCUUAGCCCUACUCGUUUGCGCACAAACAGUACUACAAUCCGCGCGCUGAUUUCUCAUGCGGGAGCCGCUUUUCUGCUGUUGGCUGUAUUGCAGUUCAUGGUAUACGAAUGAGGGCGAGGGGGAGUUGUGCACUCGCAUACUGCAAAAAACCCCGAGCUCGGUGCGAAGCGACACCGGAAAUGGAAAUCUUCAGGAUUUUCGGGUACUGUGAGUCACGUAGAAAAUUAUUUUCACCAUCGCAUACGAUUAUAGGCGGCCCUUACAACGAGAUGGAGGGAAUGUUACAGCCAGCGAGCUCCUACUGCACCACUAACGUACUUUUCUUACCCCUGCUACGACUUCUCACGUGGUCCUGUAGUCUUUUGCAGCACCGCGAAGAGGUAAAAAUAGGAUGAAAAUGUUGAUCACAGAUACAAGCACCAAGAGACCGAUGAGGGCACGACUUACGAGGACCUGGUACAUGGGAUGGUCUGUGUAUCAGAUUGUUCCGUCAACACAUCACCCGUUCUGACUCUCGUCUCUACUCAGUUGUCAUGCAAAAUGCAAAAUGUAGCAUGCAGUAGCGUCCUUCGCUGUUUAACAUUUUUCGCAUGGCAAGUUGUUCAGGAUCCGGAGCCGGAGACAUUAACACCACAGUCCGUGCGUGGGUUACAAAUUGUUGUCAUGCAGCAGGACCUCUAUUCCAUUUUCAUCUGCCAUUCAUUGCUUGUGUUGCUGUUGUUCAUGCAAACUGCGAAUGAGGGGACGACACCAGGCGGGGCGAUUGUGCAUUGGGAUACUGUGUCGCAAAGCGGAUCCUGAAGCGCUACACAAUAAUGGAGGAGAAGGAGCGAACCGCAUCCGCAUCCGGGAACACCGAACGGGCAGCUGCGUGA
Messenger RNA from Amoebophrya sp. A120, 9528 nucleotides. Lineage: Eukaryota; Dinophyceae; Syndiniales; Amoebophryaceae. The record is from the annotation of a GenBank genome assembly.